Molecule: messenger RNA, 4860 nt
Organism: Tetrahymena thermophila SB210
Lineage: Eukaryota; Ciliophora; Oligohymenophorea; Hymenostomatida; Tetrahymenidae
Product: tetratricopeptide repeat protein
Exons: 1
Biological process (GO): protein phosphorylation
Molecular function (GO): ATP binding; protein binding; protein kinase activity
Source: RefSeq, a predicted model, not a curated record
AUGUAGCAAGGAUAAGAUUCAAACUCAUUCGAAUAUCUUUAAAAGCUUGCAUUGCAAUUAGAAUAAAAUAAAUAGUUUAGAGUGAUCGACUUAGAUGGAUAAAAAGGAUCAUUUGACCAAAUUGUCAUCGCAGAGAAUCUCCUUUCAAAGUCUCAUCAUACAAUCAAAAUAAUUUCUAUUUUCGAUGGAAUAGACUAAGUCUCUUAACAAAAACUAUAGGAUGCUAAAAAAGAAGCAUUAUUUUUGAAAAAUACCAAUCAUCAAAACAUCAUCAAAUAUUGUGAUGAGUUUUAAAUUGGCUUUAACUACUUUAUUGUCAUGGAAAAGUAUGAAAAAAAUCUUUAGCAAUUUAUUGAAGACUUCAAAAACCAAAAAAUUGAAAUCCCAAAACACCUCUUAGUCAGUUUUGCUUGUUAGAUACUAUCUGCAAUCAACUAUCUCCAUCUGCAAAACCAAAUGUUUAUAAAUCUCUCCUUAAGGAGUAUCUUGAUAGACAGUCACAAUCAAAUCAAGCUAUAUGAUUUAGGUCUAGCCAAAUAAGCGUAGGAAGAACUCAACUCCUCUUUGAUCCUCACAACAUUCCCCAAAAGAUCCACCUGUUACUAUACUCCUGAAUUACUAGAAUAAUUUGAAAUGAGUGGAGAAUAGAAUAAAAAGGAUAUAUUAAAGAAUUUCUUAGAUGCAGAUAUUUGGGCAUUUGGAUUAUGUUUGUAUGCUCUAGCGGGAGCCUCUUAAAAAGAAUUAUCCUCACUUAAAUUAAAAGGAUACCAAAAAUUGAAUUCUCUUGAUUAGUCUUUGAAUUCAAUCUUAUCUUAGAUUCUUUCUUUAGAUCCAAACUAAAGGCCUAGCAUUUUGAAACUUAUAGAUGUCUUUGAAGAUAUGAGGAUGCAAAUCUGGACCUCUGAUGAUUCAGCAGAUCUUUAUCAGGAUUUUUUGGAGAAAAAGAAGGCUCAUUAGUGGUAUUUGGCAUAUCAAUUCAUUUGCAUUUGUUGUCAAAUAUAAUAAAAAAAUGAAACUUAUUGGUUUGAAUUGGGUUAAAUAUAACAUGAAUUAAAGUAUUUUAGUGAGGCUAUCUAAUCAUAUUAGAAAUGCCUAGAAAUUAAUCCUAAAAAUGAUGCUUGCCAUGAGAAUUUAGGAAUUACUUACAAUGAAAAAGGCUUACAGGAUGAGGCUAUCUAAUCAUAUUAGAAAUGCCUAGAAAUUAAUUCUAAAAAUGGUGGUUGCUAUGGGAAUUUAGGAAUUGCUUAUAAUUAAAAAGGCUUAUAGGAUGAGGCUAUCUAAUCAUAUUAGAAAUGUCUAGAAAUUAAUCCUAAAAAUGAUGAUUGCUAUAACAAUUUAGGAAAUUCUUACAAAAUAAAAGGCUUACUGGAUAAAGCUAUUAAAUCAUAUAGGAAAUGCCUAAAAAUUAAUCCUAAAAAUGAUAUUUGCCAUGAGAAUUUAGGAAUUGCUUACAAUGAAAAAGACUUACAGGAUGAGGCUAUCUAAUCAUAUCAGAAAUGCCUAGAGAUUAAUCCUAAUAAAGAUAGUUGCUAUUACAAUUUAGGAAAUGCUUACAAAGCAGAAGGCUUACUGGAUGAGGCUAUCUAAUCAUAUUAGAAAUGCCUAAAAAUUAAUCCUAAAAAUAAUUUUUGCUAUAACAAUUUAGGAAUUGCUUACAAUGAAAAAGGCUUACUCGAUGAGGCUAUCUAAUCAUAUUAGAAAUGCCUAGAAAUUAAUCCUUAAAAUUAUGUUUGCUAUAACAAUUUAGGAAUUGCUUACAAUUAAAAAGGCUUACAAGAUGAGGCUAUCUAAUCAUAUUAGAAAUUCAUAAAGAUUAAUCCUAAUAAAGAUAGUUGUUACUAAAAUUUAGGAAAUGCUUACUUAGCAAAAGGCUUACAGGAUGAGGCUAUCUAAUCAUAUUAGCAAUGUCUAGAAAUUAAUCCUUAAAAUUAUGGUUGCUAUGAGAAUUUAGGAAUUGCUUACAAUGAAAAAGGCUUACAAGAUGAGGCUAUCUAAUCAUAUUAGAAAUACCUAGAGAUUAAUCCUAAUAAAGAUAGUUGUUAUUAAAAUUUAGGAAAUGCUUACAAAGCAAAAGGCUUACUCAAUGAGGCUAUCUAAUCAUAUUAGUAAUGCCUAAAAAUUAAUCCUAAAAACGAUGGUUGCCAUGAGAAUUUAGGAAUUGCUUAGUAUGAAAAAGGUUUACUGGAUGAGGCUAUCUAAUCAUAUUAGAAAUGCUUAAAAAUUAGUCCUAAAAAUGAUAGUUGCUAUAACAAUUUAGGAAAUGCUUACAAAGCAAAAGGUUAUUUAGAUGAGGCUAUCUAAUCAUAUUAGCUAUGCCUAGAAAUUAAUCCUAAAAAUGAUUGUUGUCAUGAGAAUCUAGGAAUUACUUACAAUGAAAAAGACUUACAUGAUGAUGCUAUCUAAUCAUAUUAGAAAUGCCUUGAGAUUAACCCUAAUAUAGAUAGUUUCUAUUACAAUUUAGGAAAUGCUUACAAAGCAAAGGGCUUACUGGAUGAAGCUAUUAAAUCAUAUUAGAAAUGUCUAGAAACUAAUCCUAAAAAUAAUUUUUGCUAUAACAAUUUAGGAAUUGCUUACAACGAAAAAGGCUUACAUGAUGAGGCUAUCUAAUCAUAUUAGAAAUGUCUAGAAAUUAAUCCUAAUAAUGAUGUUUGCUAUAACAAUUUAGGAAUAGCUUACAAUUAAAAAGGCUUACAGGAUGAGGCUAUCUAAUCAUAUUAGAAAUACCUAGAAAUAAAUCCUAAAGAUGAUGUUUGCUAUAAUAAUUUAGGAAAUGCUUAUAAAGGAAAAGGCUUACAUGAUGAGGCUAUCUAAUCAUAUUAGAAAUGCCUAGAAAUUAAUCCUAAAAAUGAUGGUUGUCAUGAGAAUUUAGGAAUUGCUUACAAUGAAAAAGGCUUAUAGGAUGAGGCUAUCUAAUAUUAUUUAUAAUGCCUAGAGAUUAAUCCUAACAAAGAUAGUUGCUAUUAAAAUUUAGGAAAUGCUUACAAAGCAAAAGGCUUAUAUGAUGAAGCUAUUAAAUCAUAUUAGCAAUGUCUAGAAAUUAAUCCUUAAAAUUAUGGUUGCUAUGAGAAUUUAGGAAUUGCUUAUAAUGAAAAAGGCUUACAGGAUGAGGCUAUAUAAUCAUAUCAGAAAUGUCUAGAGAUUAAUCCUAAUAAAGAUAGUUGUUAUAACAAUUUAGGAAAUGCUUACUAUGAAAAAGGCUUUCAAGAUGAGGCUAUCUAAUCAUAUUAGAAAUGCCUAGAAAUUAAUCCUAAAAAUGAAGGUUGCUAUAACAAUUUAGGAAUUGCAUACAAUGAAAAAGGCUUACAGGAUGAGGCUAUCUAAUCAUAUUAGAAAUACCUUGAAAUUAAUCCUAAAAAUGAUGCUUGCUAUAACAAUUUAGGAAAUGCUUACUAAGCAAAAGGCUUACAGGAUGAGGCUAUUAAAUAAUAUUAGAAAUGCCUUGAAAUUAAUCCUAAAAAUGAAGGUUGCUAUGAAAAUUUAGGAAAUGCUUACAAUCAAAAGGGCUUACAAGAUGAGGCUAUCUAAUCAUAUUAGAAAUGCCUAGAGAUGAAUCCUAAUAAAGAUAGUUGCUAUUACAAUUUAGGAAAUGCUUACAAAGCAAAAGGCUUACUGGAUGAAGCUAUUAAAUCCUAUUAGAAAUGUCUAGAAAUUAAUUCUAAAAAUGGUGGUUGCUAUGGGAAUUUAGGAAUUGCUUACAAUGAAUUAGGCUUACAGGAUGAGGCUAUCUAAUCAUAUUAGAAAUACCUAGAAAUAAAUCCUGAAAAUGAUGUUUGCUAUAACAAUUUAGGAAAUGCUUACAAAACAAAAGGCUUACUCGAUGAAGCUAUUAAAUCAUAUUAGAAAUGCCUAGAAAUUAAUCUUAAAAAUGAUGGUUGCUAUGAGAAUUUAGGAAUUGCUUACAAUGAAAAAGGCUUACAGGAUGAGGCGAUCUAAUCAUAUUAGAAAUGUCUAGAAAUUAAUCCUAAAAAUGAUAUUUGCUAUAACAAUUUAGGAAUUGCUUACUAUGAAAAAGGCUUACAAGAUGAGGCUAUCUAAUCAUAUUAGAAAUGCCUAGAAAUUAACCCUAAAAAUGAAGGCUGCUAUAAUAAUUUAGGAAUUGUUUACAAUGAAAAAGGCUUACAGGAUGAGGCUAUCUAAUCAUAUGAGAAAUGCCUAGAGAUUAAUCCUACUAAAGAUAGUUGCUAUAACAAUUUAGGAAAUACUUACAAAGCAAAAGGCUUACUGGAUGAAGCUAUUAAUUCAUAUUAGAAAUGCCUUGAAAUUAAUCCUAAAAAUGAUGGUUGUCAUGAGAAUUUAGGAAUUGCUUACAAUGAAAAAGGCUUACUGGAUGAAGCCAUUAAAUCAUAUUAGAAAUGUCUAGAAAUAAAUCCUAAAAAUGAUGUUUGCUAUAAAAAUUUAGGAAUUGCUUACUAUGAAAUAGGUUUACUGGAUGAGGCUAUCUAAUCAUAUUAGAAAUGCCUAGAAAUUAAUCCUAAAAAUGAUGUUUGCUAUAACAAUUUAGGAAUUGCUUACAAUGAAAAAGGCUUGCAGGACGAGGCUAUCUAAUCAUAUUAGAAAUACCUAGAGAUGAAUCCUAAAAAUGAUGUUUGCUAUAACAAUUUAGGAAAUGCUUACUAUGAAAAAGGCUUACAUGAUGAGGCUAUCUAAUCAUAUUAGAAAUGCCUAGAAAUUAAUCCUAAAAAUGAUGGUUGCCUUGAGAAUUUAGGAGUUGCUUACAAAGCAAAAGGCUUACUGGAUGCAGCUAUUAAAUCAUAUUAGAAAUGCCUAGAGAUUAAUCCGGAUAAAGAUAGUUGCUACUACAAUUUAGGAAAGGCUUACUGGAUGAAGCUAUCAAAUCAUAUUAGUAAUGCCUAAUUCUGA